Molecule: messenger RNA, 671 nt
Organism: Python bivittatus (Burmese python)
Lineage: Eukaryota; Metazoa; Chordata; Lepidosauria; Squamata; Pythonidae
Product: fatty acid-binding protein, adipocyte
Molecular function (GO): lipid binding
Source: RefSeq, a predicted model, not a curated record
GGCAUGAGUGAGGUUAGGAACACAACUGGUGGCUACAUUGAGGCUUUUAGGAAGGUGUUUGGGGUGUGUUAGAAGACUUAGUCCUUCACAAUGUGUGAUCUGUUUUUGGGAACUUGGAAACUAAUUUCAAGUGAAAAAUUUGAUGACUACAUGAAGGAGCUGGGUGUGGGCUUUGCCACUAGGAAAUUAGCUGUGGUUGCCAAGCCCAAUGUAAUUAUCAGCAUCAAUGGGAGUGUUAUAACCAUCAGGACAGAGAGCAACUUUAAGAACACUGAGUUUUCCUUCACAAUGGGAGAAGAAUUUGAUGAGAUCACAGCAGAUGACAGAAAAGUAAAGAGUGUUGUGACACUAGAUAAUGGCUCACUCAAUCAGGUGCAGAAAUGGGAUGGCAAAGAGACAAUAAUAAAAAGAAAAAUAGAGGAUGGAAAAAUGAUUGUGGAGUGUGUUAUGAACAAUAUUAUCUCCACUAGAGUGUAUGAGAAAGCAUGAAAAAUCCAUAUUGUACAAAUUGGCAGGAUCCCAAAGCAAAACAUGAAGCUUGGUUCAGGGAGCAGAGCCUUACCAAUCAUGUUCUUCAGAAGCUGAAUUUGACGGGCCAGCUCCCAACUACUUUUGUACCUAAUCCGAAAUAUUUUGGUUAUUCAAUAAAGUGUUUACCUUGAGAUGGAAAA